This is a messenger RNA of Rubroshorea leprosula, 436 nucleotides long. The record is from the annotation of a GenBank genome assembly. NCBI's taxonomy places the organism in Eukaryota, Viridiplantae, Streptophyta, Magnoliopsida, Malvales, Dipterocarpaceae.
GAUUCAUUGUUGUUUGAAUAUGCAGGGGUGGCUGUAGGGGCUGGGAGGCAAGCUAUUGUUGCAUAUAUUAACAUUGGUUCUUAUUAUGUGAUUGGGGUGCCACUAGGAGCUGUUCUUGGAUAUGUAGCCAAGCUUGAAGUCAAGGGUAUUUGGAUUGGUAUGAUAGUUGGGGUUGCAGUUCAAUCGGCAAUAUUAGGCUUCAUUACUUCUAGAACUGAUUGGGAGGAACAGGUGAAUAAAGCAUCGGAGAGAAUGAAUAAGUGGCUUUUGAAGUCUUCUGGUGAUUCUGAAGGAAACCCAGACCAAGAAAGAAUAAAUGAAUAAACAAAAUUGGCUCUUUUCUUUCUCUCUCUUUUUUUUUUUUUUUUUUUUUCUCUGAUUAAGACAAAAGUUCAAAAUGCUUAUUAAUUGAUAUUAAUAAACAUUAUGAGUUAAU